Ooceraea biroi (clonal raider ant) is the source of this 6680-nucleotide messenger RNA. Its product is annotated as guanylate cyclase 32E. Gene Ontology annotation, molecular function: ATP binding; guanylate cyclase activity; adenylate cyclase activity. NCBI's taxonomy places the organism in Eukaryota, Metazoa, Arthropoda, Insecta, Hymenoptera, Formicidae. The record is from RefSeq and is a predicted model, not a curated record. Gene Ontology annotation, cellular component: plasma membrane. Gene Ontology annotation, biological process: intracellular signal transduction; receptor guanylyl cyclase signaling pathway; protein phosphorylation.
UGAGGACUCAGUCUGGCCGCGCGCGCCUCCGAUCACUGUCAGCUGUUGUUCCACGUCGCCAAGGCGGUCUCUCUCUUCUUCUCUCUCUCUCUCUCUCUCUCUUUCCUACCGGCCACCCACGGGUUUCGAAUUUUGCAAACGACCUUUGCACCCCGUGGACUUGUUGCUCUUGUCGCAGCGGCCUUCACGGACGGCGCCGGAUCGCGUGGAGAAAAUUCGAGAAUUCAAACGAUUCUUCGCGCCUCGAAUCGAAUUGGAUUCAGCGAGAGAGAGAAGGAAAUCGGCGAACUUGAAGCUGCCUGGAAGGUGCUCGUUAGUAGCGAGCACGACAAGGAAAUUCGACCCGGGCGAAUCUCUCGGUAGUCACGACCACCUGCUCGCCGGCGGUUGUUCAGAAGCAGAGGAGGCGGGAAACGCGUGCCGCGAAGAUGAAGCGCGAGUAAUCCCGAGGUAGAGACGUCUCGCCGAAGUUUCCGAACAUUACCGUGCACCUGCGAGUCUGAUUACAAAUUACGGAUACGACAAGAGGCGAGGUUUCGCACAGCUGGGCAUGCUACUGGCAAAUGUGGAGAGGACGUGUCUGCUUCUGACGGCGAUCCACGUUUUUCUGCUGGACGAUAAGGGCGUCGAUGCGGAGACGUUCACUCUGGGUUACAUCACGGGCUCGAAACGUCGUCCCAACGAUCUAGAGUAUCAGCGUCCUGGCUUGCAAAUUUCUGGAGCUAUCAUUCUUGCCGUGGAGGAGGUGAACGCUGGUGAGCUUGGCAGGCGAGGGCAUAAUUUAGACUUCCUUGUGGCGGAAACGUUUGGUGAAGAGGAGACUAGUAUUCUCAUGACUGCAGAUUUGUGGAAGAAAAACAUUAGUGCAUACAUCGGGCCGCAAGAAACCUGCAUACAUGAAGGCAGGAUGGCGGCUGCAUUCAACAUUCCUAUGAUUUCAUAUUUUUGCACGCAUCAAGAGACAUCAGACAAAAAUGAAUUCCCGACAUUCGCGAGAACGCGACCACCCGAUAUGCAAAUCUCCAAAUCCGUUACUUCAGUUUUGAUCGCGUUCAAUUUCACCAAAGUAACUUUUAUGUACAUGAAUUCGACGAUGUUCGAGUUCAACAAGAUGUCAACCGUCGCGACGACGAUUCUAGCGUCUUUCGCAGCGGCCGGGAUUGCCGUAAAUUAUAUCCGCAGCUGGAGCGAACCGUAUUAUGCCACGCACAUGGAAAAUCCGUUCCACGAGCACGUCAGAGAAACAUAUCGCGAAACGAGAAUUUACGUAAUACUCGGCCGUUACUACGAACACAUGGGACUUCUGAUGGCUCUGGAUGAGAUGAACCUCCUGGAAAAAGGCAAUUAUUGGGUCGUCGGUGUGGACAUCGAGCAAUACGACGAGGCACGGCCAGACAAGUAUCUUCGAGGACUGUGGCAGCACGAGACGAAUCCGUCAAUCGUGAAUGCCUAUCGCAGUUACUUCAGCAUCGUUGCAUCCGCGCCAAUCAAUCUGAUGAAUUUCACACGACUGGUCAACAAGUACAGGCAGAAGCCACCAUUCAAUUUUACAAAUCCGUUGGCGAACAUUGGCGGGUUGGUUCAGAUAGUACCGGAGACGGCGUACCUCUACGACGCGGUGCACCUCUACGAGAGAUCGCUGCUGCGCGCUCUCGACGAGAAUCGGGACCCCCGUAAUGGCAGAGAGAUGAUAUCGGCCCUGUAUGGUGUUCAUUACCGGAGCGCGAUGGGCUUCAUGGUGUCGAUAAACGAAAAUGGCGAUGCCGAGGGCAAUUACACCGUGAUUGCGCUGGAUAAUCAUCCUGUGAGAGGCUAUGGGCUUUAUCCAAUAGCACAUUUCAUCGGGAAGGAGGAAGGUACGAAUUUGCCGAAACUUCGAUUAACCAGAGAUAUCUCGUGGGUCGGAGACGGACCACCGGUUGCGGAACCUUACUGCGGUUAUCAUGGUGAAAAGUGUAACUCUCACACUGGCGAAAUCGUGGGUGGCAUCGCCGGGGCAUUGGCGUUCAUUAUCACGUCGAUCGUUCUGAUCCUCUACAGGAACUGGAAGUACGAGCAAGAAUUGGACAGUCUGCUCUGGAAGGUGAACUACAAAGAUAUCGAGAUCAAGGAGAAGAAAGAGAGAGACGAGACAGCGGGAGCCAACGAGGCGCCCGCAAAGUGCAAUUCCAAGUUGCGCGACUUAAGGCACGAUAAUUUGAAUGCGUUUAUUGGCGCGUGUACCGAUCCACCUAACAUAUGCAUCGUCAUGGAAUAUUGCGCUCGUGGUAGUCUCAAGGAUAUAUUAGAGAACGAGGACAUAAAACUCGACAAUAUGUUCAUAGCAUCUCUGGUUGGUGACAUCAUUAGGGGUAUGAUCUAUCUUCACGAGUCGGUCAUAAAGUACCACGGGUCGCUGAGCACAUCAAACUGCCUUGUGGAUUCGAGAUGGGUCGUAAAACUGGCAGAUUUUGGCCUCCACGAAUUUAAACGAAACGCGGAAUGCGAUCCCUGCGACGUCAUAAAAAAAUAUCACGGAUUAUUAUACAAAGCGCCAGAAUUAUUGCGCACUACUCGUGUCGGAGAGCCUACUGUUCGCGAUUUCCAAAGAGGAGACGUCUACUCCUUCGCCAUAGUGCUUUACGAACUUCAAGGGCGACACGGACCGUUCGGCAUCACGCAGUUAUCGGCAGCAGAAAUUCUGAAAAGAAUAAUCGCGAGAGAUCACGGAACACCACCGUUCAGACCGCCGUUGGACCAAUUAGAGAACACUUUUGAUUUCAUUCGUGACUGUUUGUUGGAAUGCUGGGCGGAAAAUUCGGAAUUACGUCCGGAUUUCAAAAUCAUCAGGAACAAGUUGAGACCGCUGCGGAAAGGCAUGAAAGCGAAUAUCUUCGACAACAUGAUGGCAAUGAUGGAAAAGUACGCGAAUAAUCUUGAGGCACUUGUAGAUGAACGCACAGAUCAACUGACUGAAGAGAAAAAGAAAACAGAUGCACUGCUAUAUGAAAUGUUACCACGUUACGUAGCCGAACAGCUGAAAAAAGGACAUAAGGUGGAAGCUGAAAGCUUCGAUUGUGUCACCAUUUACUUUAGCGACAUAGUUGGCUUCACAUCUAUGUCUGCGGAGAGUACGCCGUUACAAGUUGUAGACUUUUUGAACGAUCUUUACACGUGUUUCGACUCGACAAUAGAAAUCUAUGACGUAUAUAAAGUCGAGACCAUCGGAGAUGCAUACAUGGUGGUGAGCGGCUUGCCGAUAAGAAACGGUAUUCAGCAUGCCGGUGAAAUAGCGAGCAUGUCAUUGUGUCUUCUAGACGCCAUCAAGCAGUUCACCAUUCGUCACAGGCCACUUGACAAACUGCAGCUUCGCAUAGGAAUACAUUCCGGUCCAGUAUGCGCGGGUGUCGUCGGCUUGAAGAUGCCGCGUUACUGCUUGUUCGGCGAUACGGUGAACACGGCUAGUCGUAUGGAGUCCACAGGAUCACCGCUGAAAAUUCACUGCAGCAGCGAGACAAAGCAGUUGUUGGACCAGCUGGGAGGGUUCAGCCUCGUCGAGCGCGGGCUAAUAUCUAUGAAGGGCAAGGGCGAGCGUUUGACGUACUGGUUGAUUGACGAAGAUCCGCUCUUGCGCAGCAAGCGCAGCAUGGAAAGGGCGAGCAAGCGAGAUGGUACCAAAAAAUCCAUCACGACUGAUCCUUUAGUCCCGCGAAGUUCCCUGAAGAACAAGUCUCUGGUCAGGUCGACUUUCACACGAUGUUCCAGCGAGUCCCCGAAACGUCUGCGAUUUGCCAGCUCAGACCAGUUGGACCAGAAGGCUGCCAGAGUAAACAAUCAGCUGGAGUCGAUAGUGGACAGCAGUCCCUGCAAGACGAAGGUCUCGUGUGCGAUGCGAUCAUCCUGCAUGGAGAACUGGAGGUCCUCCAGCAACUCUUGUCCCUGCGUCGAGAAGCUCUGCGAUCAGGAGGCUCAGCCAGAACUGACAGAAUAUGAACUGCCAUCGGAUACAAAGAACGUGCCGCUGCUGCAAACUAGCGUGAUCUUUAGCAAUGAAUCCUCGUGCCUGCCACGUGUUGGAAGCAAAGGCUUCCGCUUUGGCACACCCGGAAUACUCCAGAUCACUUGUAGAUCCGCGCCCAAUAGUCCGAGACACAGCACGACGGUGCUGAACGCUCAGAAGCGAGCGGCACAGUCUAACGAGGAAAUCGAUGGCUGGGACGCGAUGACUCCGUUGAUUUACUAUCCGGGUGGUCGUUUGGAUUGAAGGGAAUCGAUUGCGAUUGACGCGAAUGAUGCGGGUGAAAUAGAAUUGACAUUCGAAGCGAUGAUGAGCCACCGUCGUCAUCAGCACUUACUGAGCUAUCUUUAAAUAUGCGUGACUUUCCGACACAAUUUUAGAAUUUUUAGGGAUUAUCUUUGAAUAUUUUGAGGAAUUAUUAUAGAUGAAAUUGACUGAAAUAUGGAUACGUCGAGCGUGAUUAAUUUGUAUAUCUGAAAAAGAAGGAUAUUUCUGUAGAGAGGGAGAGAGAGAAAGAGGAAUAACUUGACAAUCAGGAAUCCUGGAAAGAAUUUCGCCGGCAAUGUACCGAUCAAUCCGUUAUAAUUGUAACUUCGUACCAGUACAUUUUUGGACAAGACUCCUCGCUUCAAGUACACAACGUACCAAAGCAUGCUGUACGUACAAACAAGAUGCUUUAUACGCGUGUAUACCAUCGCGUUAAAGUAUUAGAAGCUAAUUAUCUUCCACACACAGAAACAAUAGAAUAUUCACACGCAAAAGUAGGAUAUUUCCUAACGUUAGAGCAUAGACAAUCGUUAAAGGCUCGUGUUUUUUAAGUAAAUGUCUAGUCAACGUUACCUUAAGUAUCCGUGUUCAUUUAUCUUCCAACAUUUCCAUCGUUACUUAAGACAGAAGGUUGAUCUUUCUGACGAACGUUCGUCCAACCACCGCAUAAGAUGUGGCGAGAGUACAUUAAUAAUAUAUCAUUAAUAACGCAUCAUUAAUAUUCCUAAAUACUUUUUAGAAAACUAUGAUUCAUUGAUAUACAACUAUCUAGUUCAACAAACGAUCACUUUUAGAGACAAGCUUAUUCUUACGUGUGUUCUCUGUAUUUCUCCUUAAGAUGCGUACGUCAGGGAAACGAGAUAAGUGAAAUAAAAGCUUUUUCCGUGACGUUACCGCUCUCUUUUGAAGAAGAGCUUUGUACAUUCUCCUAAUUUCUAGCUUUCAUAUUCUCCAUCUUGAACAUCACACGCUUCUCGGCUUUUGCAUCGCUCAUUGCAGCAAUGCUAUUAAUAGCAAAUGAUAACACAGACUAUUUCUGUGUUCUCGCUUACAUUUGAAUUAUUAUUCUAAUUUCAUGCGAUAGAAAAUACGGCAGAAAGGAGGAACAAGAAGAGAACAGAGGCGCACAUUCCCCUUGAUUUCCCUCGAAAUUCGUGUGCGCGCUACAUGAUGUACAUGAUUUAUGCAAUCUAUACGUAUGAAAGUGCAACGGCUUCAAACGUAACUCGUGACACGCAAGCGAGGCGUGAUAGAGUGAGCCGGCGAUAACGCACAAAGAUCCAUAACGUUAUUAUUAUUGGGGAAAUUAAUUAAACGCGAGCCGGGGUGUGCGAAUCGACGCGAUUGUGCUCGCGCAUUGCGCACGUAUCGCAUUAUAUUGUACUUCUGUAGUCCCCCUUUUAUCUCUCUUCACGCGCAACCAUCCGCUAAUCGCCGCUUAAAAAAGCGAAGCAAAGUCGACGCGUCGAAUAAAACGGCAGCCGCAGCGAAGGACAGCGGCCAGUCGUGCUAAAAAAGAAGACAGACAAGAAGCGAGCCGCGUGAUUUCAGAUUAUUUGCCUCAAUAAAGUUUCCCUAUAGCUUUGUUGAACAUUACGCACACCAUUUUGUUCACGAUGGACCUUUGCGCCGCGUCGUCUUACGCGAAUGCACAUCGAGUUAUCAUCUCGCAGGAGCGACGCUGCGCGCAACAUGUCCGUCUUUGUCUCUUGGUAUACUCUGUAGUAUGCGUCUGACAAGUCUAAUGAUUUAAUGACGAUCUGGAUCAUUGAAAUUGAAAUCCGGAGGAAACCGGCGUAACCGGAAAUGCUCCAGUUGGAUAAGUGCGUUAAUACGCUCUCGCGUUCUCGUAACGCGUAUUUUAUUAAAUUACACUUGCUGGAAAGUAACGUAAUCAUUCUUGCUUUUGCAUUAAAUUUUAUUAAAGCGAAGCGUCAAUGGAGAGUGGCUCGGCAGAGCUUUUGCAGAGGUUUGCACAUUUCGUUAUGCGCAUUUAGACGCAGGCAACCGUCUGCGACUGAAAAUAUCGGCGACGACGAAGAAUGCCGCGAGAGGUGAUUCCUCGCUUCAGUUUGCGCGUUUCGUUACAUCGCCGAUGACGACAAAAACGGCGACGACACGUCGGCGCCUUUGCCUUACGUGCCAACGAGCCGCGCAAAUGCAACCGACUCCUGAAUUUACUGAAUUGCGAAUCACUUUUCACGGACGGUUGCAAGCGAGUUCGCGAACUCGACUGGCACGCAAUUAAAACUGAUGCUUUAAGCAAAACGUCGCGUAAAGACAAUUUGAGUAGCAGUCUUGAUUUCGAAAAAAAUACAGAAUUCAGUAUCGAUAUAAAUCGAGCAGUCCUAAUAGAAUGAUGAUUAAAUUUACAUUUGUGGAGUUGUUAAAAUAUCGAACGCCACAGACUGAAAAA